Molecule: messenger RNA, 1660 nt
Organism: Vicugna pacos (alpaca)
Lineage: Eukaryota; Metazoa; Chordata; Mammalia; Artiodactyla; Camelidae
Source: RefSeq, a predicted model, not a curated record
UCUACACUAAGGUGAUAGCCGCUGGGGUAUUUACCACAGCACUGGGUCUUCUAUGAGAGCUUGUUCCUCCCCGUCCUGAUCUAGGAACUUACUUCCUGUCCACCUGGUGACAUGGUGCUUCAUCUGCGUCCCUCCUCCUGUCUUUCUGAUCAUCCUUCCCCUGUUCUGACUCCUGGAUAAGCUCUUCUGAUCUUUGCAUAUACUGUGCAUGUGUCUCCCUCCAUCUGCUUCUCUUUGCAAAUCAUCUUACAAGAGUCAAAUCCACUACCCGUCGAAGUUAUGCUUUUCACCUUCAUUAACUCUUAUCCAUUACAGAACUGCCCUUUUGUUGAACUCAGAAAAUGAAGGAAAUUUGCGUUUCCAAUUUCUUUCAGACUUGGAGACUAGACCCGAGAGCAAAGAUUCCACUUCAGUGCAAGAUUUUUCCAAAGAGGAGUCAUGCCAGGUUGCAGUAAUAGACAGGCUGACAAGGAGUAGCGUCUAUGACUCCGACUUGGAAACAGCUCUCGAGUGUGAAAACUGGGUAGAGAACCAGCAAGGAGAUCAGGAGAGACACUUGAGAGAAAUGCUCUCCCACGUGAAUUCACUCUCCGAAGAGAGGGCUCGUGAGCAUGAUGUUUACUGGAAAAACUUCGGGCAGAAGUCAGUCCUCCUCCCUCAAGACAGAGUUCCCAAAGGAUCCUAUGCCUUUCAUACCCUUGAAAAAAGAAUGAAACAGAAAUCAACCCUAAUGAAAAAGCAGAGGACCUAUAAAGAGAAAAAGCCUCAUAAGUGUAACGACUGUGGUGAGCUCUUCACUUACCACUCGGUGCUCGUCAGACACCAGAGGGUCCACACCGGGGAGAAGCCCUACAGCUGCGGUGAGUGUGGCAAGUCUUUCAGCCACAGGGCCAACUUAACCAAACAUCAGAGGACUCACACGAGAAUCCUUUUCGAGUGCAGUGAAUGCAAGAAGGCCUUCACGGAAAGUUCAUCCCUCGCGAUACAUCAGAGGAUUCACGUUGGAGAGAGGCCUUACGAGUGCAGCGAGUGUGGGAAAGGCUUCAAUCGAAGCACCCAUUUCGUGCAGCACCAGUUAAUCCACACAGGCGUGAAGCCGUACGAAUGCAACGAGUGUGACAAAGCCUUCAUCCAUUCGUCAGCUCUCAUCAAACAUCAAAGAACUCACACGGGAGAGAAACCCUACAAGUGUCAGGAGUGUGGGAAAGCCUUCAGCCAUUGCUCUUCCCUUACUAAACAUCAGAGAGUUCACACCGGGGAAAAACCAUAUGAAUGCAGCGAAUGUGGGAAAACCUUUAGCCAGAGCACACAUCUUGUUCAGCAUCAGAGAAUCCAUACUGGAGAGAAACCCUACGAGUGUAACGAGUGCGGGAAAACCUUCAGCCGGAGCUCAAAUUUUGCCAAACAUCAAAGAAUUCACAUUGGAAAGAAGCCGUACAAAUGUAAUGAAUGCGGAAAAGCCUUCAUUCAUUCGUCAGCUCUUAUUCAACACCAGAGAACUCACACUGGAGAGAAACCCUACAGAUGCAGUGAGUGUGGGAAAAGCUUUAAGUGCAGCUCAUCCCUCAUCAGACAUCAGAGGAUUCACACUGAAGGGUAGCCCUGAGAAGUUCCUGAAUGUGAGAAAAUGUAAGUUGGUCUUGUCUCUGUGUUCGAUCCC